ACGUGUCCGAAGCACCGCUCCGCCAACUUCCUCUCUACCCGGAAACAUAUUUCUGUAAAAUCAUCAUCAUCGUAACUCCUUCCGUCGCCGGAGAAGACUAAAGCAAAGUGAGACUGGAAGAGUGGGCAAACUCACGGAUUUCCUUAAAGAAAGGCAUUGUCAAUUAUUAAAAAAGAUCCAAUUCCCCUUUCCGGAAUGGGACAAGGCCAGGAAAUCAAGACCAGAAGCGAACCCAAAGUUGAGAUUCAGGAACGAGGGGAAAUAUUCUUCUUCUAUAGGCCGAAAGUGGCCAAAGAAGAGGCGCACGGCCCGGACGACGUGCAACGCCUCUACAUAGUUCUGAGGCCGGAGUCCGGCGAGAGGGCCGUCGAAGAGAAGCAGGAUCCUCGCUCCGGCAAGGAAGGCCAGUCCAAGUCCAAUAACGACGGCGAUGAUAACAAGCAGGCAAAAGAUUCUACCAGUACCGAAGGCGGGCACGGCGCAGAGGAGGUGGACAUUGAGAAGCAGGCUUUGCUCCGGUUCAUCGUUAUGGGGAGGAAAAGCCUUCCGGAUCCCAGCGAGAAAAGUCGGCCGUACUGGGGCUUUGUGGAGAUGGUCACCACAAGGAUUGAAGAUGUCAAGACUGCUCUCAAGGGAGAGGAGUAUGAGACUUCAACCAGAGGACAUCGGCGGAACUCUCCGGCCAGGGCGCUCGGCGAAGGGGUCUACCGCAUCCUAAGGCACGAGAGCCGCAAGCGAACGCACACCCAUCUGAUCUACAAGCUGGAGUUCCCACCGGAAGAGGAGGCGGAGGAGGCCCAGCGGACCCUGAACAUCGAGCGCGAAGGCUCGUUCCUGAUCCAAAUAAAGAACCCGGAUCCCGAUCAGCAGGGAUCCUCCCAGUUCAGGGGACUCCAGAACAAGCGCAAAGCUGCCUUCCCGGCGCAUCUGCAAGGGCAAUUCGGGCACAAGCGAUUCCAGCCGGCCGACCCCCCGGACUUUCUGAACUACGAGGGGUGCGAGUUCUUGCUGAUAUCGGCGGCGGAGGACAUAGAGGAGGAGCUGGGGUUGGAUCUGAAGACGGAAUGCGAGGGGGAGGAGUCGUGCUCCGACUUGCUCAAGACUUUUGGGGAGACAGCCUCUACUGCGCCGCUUCUCAAAGGUACCUGGGUUUGAACCAGGCCCGGACUUACAAUGAGGCCCAAGAGGCGGAUGGGCCCAAAAUUCUGUCAAUUUAGGAAGCCUAUAAAUCUGGGAGACCACCUCUGUGUUAAAGUGAUCAUUUUGCCCCUAUAUAAAAUCUCUUAAAAAAAAAAAAAUCUGCGGAACCCUAACAUCUCUCUAGCAAUCUCUCUCUCCCUCUUUCAGUCUCUCAAAAGAACACUUCCGUAAAUUAUUGAUUUUGUGAAA
Diospyros lotus (date-plum) is the source of this 1389-nucleotide messenger RNA. RefSeq lists its product as uncharacterized. The transcript has 5 exons. NCBI's taxonomy places the organism in Eukaryota, Viridiplantae, Streptophyta, Magnoliopsida, Ericales, Ebenaceae. The coding region runs from base 196 to 1155 and encodes 319 amino acids. The record is from RefSeq and is a predicted model, not a curated record.